Molecule: messenger RNA, 2543 nt
Organism: Mirounga angustirostris (Northern elephant seal)
Lineage: Eukaryota; Metazoa; Chordata; Mammalia; Carnivora; Phocidae
Gene: SELL
Product: selectin L
Exons: 9
Coding region: 117-1220 (367 amino acids)
Biological process (GO): leukocyte migration; cell adhesion
Cellular component (GO): membrane
Source: RefSeq, a predicted model, not a curated record
CACUCCACGCAGCCUCCCGAAGCACAGCGCACCCAGCUGUGGGCAAGGACCUAGACACCCUGGUGCUGAGUGGAGAGGCUGAAGUCCAGAAGAGCUAAAGAAGGACAAAUAAAGCCAUGAUAUUUCCAUGGAAAUGUCAGAGUUCUCAGAGGGGCUCAUGGAAUAUCUUCAAGUUGUGGGUCUGGACAGUGCUAUGUUGUGAUUUCCUUGCACGUCAUGGAACCAAUGGCUGGACUUACCACUAUUCUGAAAAAUCUAUGAACUGGGCGAGGGCUAGAAGGUACUGCCAAGAAAAUUACACAGAUUUAGUUGCCAUACAAAACAAGGGGGAAAUUGAGUACCUGGAGAGGACACUUCCCCUCAGCAAAACUUACUACUGGAUAGGAAUCCGGAAAGUAGGAGGAAUAUGGACUUGGGUGGGAACCAACAAGUCUCUUACAAAAGAAGCGGAGAACUGGGGAGAUGGAGAGCCUAAUAACAAGAAGUCCAAAGAGGACUGUGUGGAGAUCUACAUCAAGAGGAUCAAAGACGCAGGAAAGUGGAAUGAUGACUCCUGCUACAAACAAAAGAGAGCCCUCUGUUACACAGCUUCUUGUCAGCCCUGGUCAUGUGGCAACCAUGGAGAAUGUGUGGAAACCAUCAAUAAUUACACCUGCAACUGUGAUGUGGGCUACUAUGGACCCCAGUGUCAAUUUGUGAUUCAGUGUGAGCCUUUGGAAGCCCCUGAUUUGGGGAGCAUGGACUGUAGUCACCCCUUGGGGAACUUUAGCUUUAUUUCCACAUGCACCUUCAACUGCUCUGAGGGAACAGACCUCAUUGGGAUUGAGGAAACCACUUGUGGACCUUUUGGAAACUGGUCAUCUCAAGAACCAACCUGUGAAAUGAUUCAAUGUGAGCCUUUGGAGGCCCCUGAUUUGGGGACCAUGGACUGUAGUCACCCCUUGGGGAACUUCAGCUUUACCUCCAUGUGCACCUUCAACUGCUCAGAAGAAACGGAGUUAAUCGGGGAGAGGAAAACUAUUUGUGGAUCAUCUGGAAUCUGGUCAAGCCCUAGUCCAAAAUGUCAAAAAGUGGACAGGAGUUUCUCAAUGAUCAAGAAGGGCGACUAUAACCCUGUCUUCAUUCCAGUGGCAGUCAUGGUUACUGCUUUUGCUGGGCUGGCAUUUAUCAUUUGGCUGGCGAGAAGAUUAAAGAAAGGUAAAGAGUCCCAGAAAAGGUGAAGGAACUGAGGUAAAGAGAAACAAAAUAUCUGGUCUGAGGUCACUGAAUAAAUGAAAAAGCUGAGAUUUAUACCCAUCUGGAUCCAAAGAUCAUGCUUCAUCCUUAUGCUUCUAGAACUCAGGACUCAGUGAUUGAGCCCUAAGUCCCAGACACCCUCCUCUCCCAGUGAUGCGAUGAUUUCUCCCCGAAACCAUUUGUGAUGGUACUGAGGAAGGGUGGGAUGGAAGAAGUAGAGUGUGUUUCUAGAACAAGCCAAACAUAAAAUGAAAACCAUCACACUAAAUAUUGGAGCAUUUUUUUAAACCCCUGGCGCCAACCUGCAUAGUCCUGUGUGCUCAUCCUUGAAAGUUUUUCGCUGGUGAAUGACCAACACCUAGGGCAUUUGUGGUUUCAAUUCUUGCCAGGUUAUUUUCACUCUUCUGCAAAUUGGUUCUGUUUACCACCUCAUUUGGUUUCUAGUGUCUAAAUUCUGCCUGGGUAAAAGCUACACCCAAGAUACACAGGAAGAUACGAUGCCAACCUCAGUGGAGGGUAUAUGUGAAAUUUUGUUUUCAGAAACAUUUUUAUCUCUGUAUUGGCAAGCACAUUUGCAGCUGCUGAACUGUGGUUUACCCUGGCAGUUCAUCAUGAGAGCAGAGUCUCAGAAUCUGGUUCUCCCUUUGAAAGGUGCUAUUAAGACAUGCCAUAAUUGCCUCCCCGCUCCCUCCCCUCUCCCCCAUCCCCUGCAAGAAUGAGACAACUGUGUCACACACACACAAAAAGGUGUCAUUUACUUCAUGAAACUAGAUUUGUAACCAUUUCCUUAAAUCAUGUCCCACCAGAAUCAGGCAUUUAGAGUUACUACCAUACCUUUCAUAAGUUUUGAUUUUUCUCUAAUUUUUCUUUCUAUUUGAGCAUUGUCAACUUCUACUUUUCAUUGACUGCCCACCACUUAAAGUCUAUCUAAAAUGCCCUUCAUACUCAUUGAUCCUAAAACAGAGGUUGUGCCCCAGAAAUGUCUCCAGGUGUGGUCCAUGGACCAGCAGCAUGAGCAUCAUCAAAGAGCUUGUGAGAAAUGCAGAAUCUCAGGCCCCACCCAGACCUACUAAAUCAGUCUGCAUUUUAACACCACCUCUGGGUGGCAAGUACCUGCAAGUGUGAGAAGCAUUGCUUUAGGGUUUUCUUCUCAUUCUUUUGCCUUAGUGAAUGUCCUGUGUCUUGUCCAACCUAUCUGAAAGGCAUUUUCUUCACUCCUUUUCUGACGUUCAGUGAAUAUUUACCUUUACUAACACUGUUAAGUUUUGCAAUUUUUAAUCUCCUUAUUUUAAUUUAUAUUCUCCUGU